Molecule: messenger RNA, 1722 nt
Organism: Rhizoctonia solani
Lineage: Eukaryota; Fungi; Basidiomycota; Agaricomycetes; Cantharellales; Ceratobasidiaceae
Product: Mis12-Mtw1 family protein
Exons: 5
Coding region: 1-1722 (573 amino acids)
Biological process (GO): mitotic sister chromatid segregation; cell division
Cellular component (GO): MIS12/MIND type complex
Source: RefSeq, a predicted model, not a curated record
AUGACCACGAACCUUUCCCGCACAUCAUCGACAACAUCCAAGCGAAAAGCAGACGAUGAUGGCGUUGUUAAGCGAAAACCUACUACCGGGUUGAAGAUUAACUCUGGACCAGCGCCGGUGAUACGGAGCUCAUCAGUACUGGGCCACUCGACAUCGAGACCCCCUUCUGCGCUUGCACAGCAUCCACGGACAUCCCAUACUCCCCCCACUUCAGACGCGGAAUCCUCCAGUAGGCCCAUGCGACAGGCUCCCCCUUCUCCGCCAGUUCCGGCUAUAGUAGCUGCUCGAGCAAGGGGGGAAUCCAUACCUCCCGCUGACCCUGUUCCCGCGAGAGCUCCCAGCCGAGCUGGAUCAGUAACUCGGAAAACAUCGGCGCCUGUUAAUAAAGGAAAGGGGAAAUCAAAGCUACCAGGCCUGGGUCUACCCAUGGGCGUGUUACCAGAGGAAGAAGCUGAGGAUAGAUGGAUGGCUGGUCAGAGAUCUGAACUUGAUGCAAAGGAGCGAGAUAAUCAACGACGAGCUGGGGCAUCUCGAACAUCGACGCUCAAUUUUCCGUCCUCAGCAACCGGGUCUACUCCUUCCCGAAAGCGUACCCAAGGUCACUCAACCUCGAGCUCUAGUGGUUUGAAUCGAGCGGUGCUAGAUUCGAGUCUGCCAGUUCCAAUAAGCGAUACCCCCGUUAUCGUGCGUAAUCGUGAAAUCCGACAAGCUUCACAGUCCCGACGGAGAAGCAGUCUGAGCUCGCGGGCCACUCCACACGCAUCUGUUCCCCCAGACACCUUUUACCGACACGUCGAUCCCGAUCUCCCAGAUGCCCUUCGACUUCGACAAGUUCUAUGCUGGACAGCAUCUCGAGCAUCUGAUAAACGGCCAGCCCACAAAUCCUCCCCAAUCGUACAAGACUUACUCAAAUCCAUCCAAUCACAAGCAAUCAAACGACUCGCAUCCGGACAAAUAAACACCACUAUAUCUCCUGCACGAACAUCAGACUCGAACAAAGUUCUUCCUCCCCAUCCAAAGAACGUUACCAAUGCUCAAGCCAUUUCUAAGCUUGAAGCGUAUAACCAAGCGUGUCAAGCCGAGGACAGCGCAUGGUCCGAGCUCAUUGCGGCGUACAAUUCUCAACAAGCUCAGGUAGUAGCCGCGCUUGCUUCAUCGGCAGAGAAGGAGCCCAAGGAUAUCGAGCUAGACGAUCAAUGGCAAGAAGGGAUGCAGCUUGUCAAAGAGGUUCUACGAACCGUCAAGGAGGGUGUUGGGGAUGGUGCAGAUGCAGACGACGAGAUGUCCGAUGGGGAACAAGAAAUCGUCGAUCGAAUCGGUGCACUCGAGCCCCAGGUGUAUGAAGCAUACGAGUCUACGUACCGAAUGGACCAGUUCACUACCAAGGCCGCGGUACACCUGGAAAACGUGUUUGGAACGUUGGCGAGUACGUUGCGGCAGCGAACUGCGCCACAGAGCACGUUGGUUCCCAGGGACGAGACAGGUCGCAUGUUAGGCGUUGGUAGUGGCAGCGCGGUUAAUACGAUGGAUCUGUUGAGGGCGCUGACUGGACCUGGCUCAGCAAGUGGCACAAGUGCAGUGAAGGUGAACGGCAUACCACCUAGAGCGCUGAACGAAGCGUUGCAAAAGGUUACGCCAGUCAAUGCUGCUCCCACCCCUAGGAAACCACCGGGGACUCCACGAGCGUCAAGAGGCGGAGUCGGACGGACAAAGAAACGAUGA